Molecule: messenger RNA, 1003 nt
Organism: Mauremys mutica (yellowpond turtle)
Lineage: Eukaryota; Metazoa; Chordata; Testudines; Geoemydidae
Gene: OLAH
Product: oleoyl-ACP hydrolase
Exons: 7
Coding region: 227-1003 (258 amino acids)
Biological process (GO): lipid biosynthetic process
Source: RefSeq, a predicted model, not a curated record
GGCUGACGAGACGUCCCGAUAAAAUCAGGACUGUCCUGAUAUCGAGCAGUUUGUCCGAAGUACGGUCCGGACACCAUGUGUCCCGAUAUUUUGUUUCUGGUGUUUUGGUUUUUUAUUUCCUCGUUGCUUAGGCUGCAGUGACCGGCAGGGGGAGCGCCUUUUCAAUUGUUAAACUCACUCACUUCGGCGGCAGGUCUGUCGGUCGCCAUCGGUCUUCGGCGGCAGAAUGGAGAAGGUUGCUGCUUGUCUAUACAGAAGGCCUAAUGCGCUUUAUAGGCUGAUUUGCUUCCCCUGGGGUGGAAGUGGCGCUACCCAUUUUGCACGAUGGGGGAAACGCUUUGACAACUCAACAGAAGUUUAUUCUAUAAGGUUUCCUGGAAGAGGCUCUCGUAUUAAUGAACCUUUUGCAAAAGACAUGAAAACUAUCGUUAAUGACAUUACUGGUGGUUUGCUUCAAGACUUGCAAGAGAAACCUUUUGCAUUUUUUGGUCACAGUUUUGGAUCAUAUGUUAGUUUUGCGGUUGCAGUACACUUGAAAGAAAAAUAUGGAUUACAACCAUUGCAUCUUUUUAUAUCAAGCGCAGGUGCCCCACAUACAACACUUUGUUAUCCUCUCCACACGGUAAAAGACCAAGGCGAAGAAGAAAUUAUCAAAGGGCUACAGUCUCUUGGAGGUACUCCUCCUGCAUUUCUGCAGAACAAAAAUUUUAUGAAACACUACAUUCCUGCAUUAAAAGCAGAUCUGGCAGUUGUUCAUUCCUUUCUCUUUAAGGAACUGGUAAUGGAUGGUCUCUCUUGUGGUCUUACAUGCUUUGGUGGGUCUGAAGAUAUGCCACUUGAUUUAGAAGCAUGGAAAGAUGUAACAAGUGGAGAUACCACUGUUCACAUGCUUCCUGGAGGACACUUUUAUCUGCUGGACCCUGCUAAUGAAAUUUUCAUGACAGACCAUAUGAGAAAAUGUAUAGAAACUGCUGAUCAAAGAUUAGUCCAAAGCAGUAAAUAA